Messenger RNA from Acipenser ruthenus (sterlet), 1847 nucleotides. Its product is annotated as small integral membrane protein 5-like. The record is from RefSeq and is a predicted model, not a curated record. The coding region runs from base 249 to 497 and encodes 82 amino acids. Lineage: Eukaryota; Metazoa; Chordata; Actinopteri; Acipenseriformes; Acipenseridae. The transcript is spliced from 3 exons.
CAGGCAGUGAGAGCAGCUGGCUGCAUGAGCAAGAAAGAGUGUGUGUGCGUGUGAGAGUGUGAGAGAGAGAGAGAGAGAGAGAGGGAGUGAGAGAGAGAGAGAGAGAGAGGCAUAAAGGAUAAAGGCAGGCUGAGAGAGGGACAGCAAUGUGAACACAAGAAGAUAAACAAGCAAGAAAAAGGAAGCUCUGUCCACAUCUCCAAGAGUGGCGAGUAGAGUGGCCUGUAGCGGAUUGCAACACCCUGGCAAUGGCCCAGCCCCAGCCCCAGCCCUCCACUAUGUCUUGGAAGGAGGAGAUGCAGAAGAUUGCAGACCGGGUCCUCACUAAACUGCAAGGCCUUCCCGAGGCAGACCCCCUGGAGAUCGGAGCCUUCACCAUCCUGCUCAUCUUCAUCGCGACGGUUCUGAUCAUGUUCAUCCUGGCCUGCAUUCACUGCUGUUGCUGCUCUGGCCCCCAGCACAGAGUCUCCAGGGUCAAGCCCUUUCACCAACCCUGAGAGGGCCCCACCGUCCCAGCACAGCACCACCUGCUGGGCACCAGCCCCACGGUCAACACAGAACCAACAACCCAGUGCACUACUCCAUGGACAUCACAGACUGGUGACUAUUCACAGCAGGCUGUCAACAAGCUAAAUAACACACUGAAACUAGUACUGGACCACAGGAAGAGCAAGCUGCCAGGACUGGCAAUGUACAGCAAGAAAGCGAGGACUGAAUGCAGGGAAUUACAAUUGCAACAUUGGUGGUGGCACCGUAUGCUAUGCAAAAAUCCAUUAAGAGAAAUUAAAUAUCUAAGGGCAUAUAUAACUAACAAGCGUAACAUUCAUUUGUUGUAUACCGUAUUCCUAGGAAAGGCAACAAUAUACAAUGACAGGAGACAACCUCCUGGACAGAAAUUAGGUUGCCCUACAGUAUUAAACAAUUCCUCUUUGUUGGACCUUUCACCCUGACAAUGGCUCUCAGCUUCUAUAAACAUGACCAAUAACUUCCACUUGCCUUCGUUUUUGCUGCCACAUGGAUCCCACAGAGUAAUACAAAUGGAUAAAAAAUGUUUUAGUUGAUAAACACCAAUAAACUACAGGGAAAAACAAGACAUUACUAUGGCCUUUGAAAUGAAAAAUCCAUGAGUGCCUUCUACAGUUUGAAAUGUACACUUCUCUUUGGUCCUUAAUAAAUGAUUAAUUCUCUUAGACAAUAGGUCAAAACACAUUUAAAAAUUAAACAAUCUAGAUGCAGUUCUGUAUUGAAUGGCUUUCCUGACACAAAGAUAUAGUCUCAUGCAGGAUGCAAAAUUCAGGAGUGCCUUCUGGUGGUCACUUAUAUUAGAACAACCAGUGGAUUCAUAGUCACUAAAUCCCAUGCAACAUUAUUUAAAUGAAGUUGUUGUAUGAAAAUCCAAUCUCAAACAGUUAUACAUAAACACUUCAGCCUAUAUACUGUGCUGUGCAUUAUUAUCUGAGGCAGACUAUUGUCAGAGCACCACUGACGCAUCGUGGCACAUCGUGGAAGCACGACCCAAUCUAGAGCAAUUGACAUAUGGAACCUGUUAUUAGAAUUAUUAUUUUUUACAGUAAAUUUGUUAUAUUGUAUUCUUUUUAUUAUUACUGUAUUGGUACCAGCAUGAUAAAUAAAGCUUUGGUUUGCGCAAUGCAAACUUAAUACUGUACUGCAAGCAGCAUGAACUACUGUACCGUUACAUACAGUACACAACGUGUGUUUAAAAAUAUAUACAAUUACACAAAAUUAUAACAAGAUUACUUUUCCUUGUAAAGAUUUUUUUUUUUUAAACAUGUCUUGAUUGUUGUGUAUCUAUACGCACCUGAACCAAAUAAACUAUCUGAAAUGAA